AUGGGCGCGGGACGGGACGGGGACCAGGGCGCGGAGCGGGGCGCGGAACGGGACGCGCCGCCUCCGUCCCCGCCCCGCCCCGCCGCGGGAUGGCGGCUUCCCGCGGUGCCGUCCGACCGCAACUACGGGACCGCGCGCACAAACUUUGCCAGGGCGCGAGGCUGGGUCCCGGCCCCCAGGGCCGCCGGGGCGGCGGCCGGCGCGGGCCGUACCUGCUGGCACCGCCGCCGGCUGGAGCCCGUUCGCCCGCGCCAGGCCAGCUCGGCGCGCCGCCGCCACCCCCGCGCGCAGCGCGCCCGGGCCCUCCCCUUGCCGCCGCGCUUCCUCAUUCCAGCGCCGCAUCGCUCAGCGGCUCCGCGCGGCAGGUGGCGGCCGGCUCUCUGCGCCCCGGACCGGGUGGCGGGAUCCGCCGCGGCGCCGCGGGGCCCGCGCUUAACCCUUGGGGGCCCGGCGCGGCCGGCGCGUGCGGGGCAGCUGGAGGCGGGAGCCGAGCUGCCGGGGCCGCUCGCCCUGGCGCGGGGACCCUCAGGACGCGGGACAUCGUGA
Messenger RNA from Neogale vison (American mink), 546 nucleotides. RefSeq lists its product as uncharacterized. The transcript has a single exon. NCBI's taxonomy places the organism in Eukaryota, Metazoa, Chordata, Mammalia, Carnivora, Mustelidae. The record is from RefSeq and is a predicted model, not a curated record. Bases 1 to 546 code for a protein of 181 amino acids.